CCGCCUCUCCAGCUGUGGCUGUCUGACGUGGCAGAGCUCGUUCCCAUCGGUGCUGCUCCCUGCGCUGCCGGGUCCGCUGGAAGUUGGCGAACUAUUACCGUGGAAGGCUGGCACGACACGUCACGGGACGGAGCGGACAGGUGAGCUCCAGACAGAUCCUUUGAAAGAACUCUGCUGCUAAUGAAAGUAUAAUCAAAAUGAGUCAACAAGGGUAUGUUGCACCUCCUCCAUAUUCUCAGCCACAACCAGGGCUAGGAGGUUAUCCUCCAGGGUUUGGAACACCUGUCAUGUCUCCUACCUAUGGGCACUAUGGUGGCGCAAGUCCUACUUCUCCUCCAUCCCAACCAACUGCAUUGAAAUCUGCUGCGCCAUAUGGAACUCCUGGCCCUCUGAACGCUCCACCUCCAACUCAAAAUAAUUUACACAAUGGACCGAAUUUCUCAGGAAACUUCAUGCAAAGAUUGCCAGGGCCUCCACCAGGAGCUACACCCACAAGUAAUGCAUCUCCUUCAUAUCCACCUUAUGGCCAUUCUUCACCCCUCACAAACAAUGGUCCUCCUCCCCCUGUUCAUCAGAUGACCAACCAGCUCAACAAUAUGCAAAUAGGGGGCUAUGGGCAUCCUGGAUCCGGUAGUUCUCAGAUGCCUUUAGGGCCAGGAAUGCAAGGACCUUACACCAGUCAAUCUCAUCUGCCGGCUCCUGGCCCACUUGCUCCUGGCCCACAUGUUCCUCCAGGACCAACUAACAACAUCAACGGGUUACCUUCUGAACCCCGCUUGCCUCCAACAAGCAUGCAGGAUGGUAUCGCUGGUCAUCACAAUUUUCAGUCACAAAUUCCAGGCCAACCUCCAAACCUUGGAUAUUCCCUACAAAACUCAGGCAACUAUGGUGCGCAGUUACCAGGCCCACCAAUGUCAUACCCUGGUGCAUUUCCUGGUAGCCAGCAGCAAAUGUCUGGGCCACCUCAAAAGAAGCUGGAUCCAGACUCCAUCCCUAGCCCCAUACAAGUGAUUGACGGCGAUAAAGUCAGCAGAGCCGGCCAGGUGUACACUACGAAUGUCAGAGGACAAGUACCACCUCUUGUCACCACCGACUGUACAAUACAAGAUCAAGGUAAUGCCAGCCCACGUUAUAUUAGAUGCACAACAUAUUGCUUUCCUACGUCCUCUGAUAUGGCCAAGCAGGCUCAGAUUCCACUGGCAGCCGUCAUCAAGCCUUUAGCUGUGGUUCCCCAAAAUGAGACACCGCUUUACCUUGUGAACCAUGGAGAGACCGGCCCGAUCCGAUGUAACCGCUGUAAAGCUUAUAUGUGCCCAUUCAUGCAGUUCAUUGAAGGUGGAAGACGAUACCAGUGUGGAUUCUGCAACUGUGUCAAUGAUGUUCCUCCGUUCUACUUUCAACAUCUGGACCACAUUGGCAGGAGAGUCGACUACUAUGAAAGGCCGGAACUAUCUCUUGGAUCUUAUGAAUACGUUGCUUCAUUGGAUUAUUGCAGAAAAAAUAAACCGCCAAUUGCACCUGCCUACAUCUUCAUGAUCGACGUCUCCUAUAAUAACGUGAAGAAUGGGGUUGUCAGACUGAUUUGUGAAGAGCUCAAGACUCUGCUGGAUAGACUUCCAAGUGAGGACAACGCGGAAUCAUCUGCUAUUCGCGUCGGAUUUGUCACUUACAACAAAGUUCUGCACUUCUACAAUGUGAACAGUAAUCUGGCACAGCCGCAGAUGAUGGUGGUUACAGACAUGGCUGAAGUUUUCCUCCCUUUGCUCGAUGGCUUUCUUGUCAACUUUAAGGAAUCAAGAUCUGUGAUCCACAACUUAUUGGGUCAGAUUCCAGAAAUGUUUGCAGACACAAAUGAAAGUGAAACUGUCUUUGCUCCUGUUAUCCAGGCUGGCAUUGAGGCAUUAAAGGCAGCGGACUGCGCAGGAAAGCUGUUCAUCUUCCAUUCAUCGCUGCCAACUGCCGAAGCCCCGGGAAAACUGAAGAACAGAGACGACAGAAAAUUGAUCAACACAGACAAGGAAAAGACACUUUUCAUGCCUCAGAACAAUGUUUAUGAGCACCUGGCCAAAGACUGUGUGGCUGCUGGGUGCUGCGUCGAUCUAUUUCUUUUCCCCAAUCAGUAUGCCGACGUGGCUUCCAUGGGUCUUGUGACCAUGCUCACCGGAGGAACGAUGUACAAGUACAAUCACUUUCAGGUGCACACUGAUGGUCCGCAAUUUAUAAACGAUCUCAGGAAGGACAUUGAGAAACAAAUUGGAUUUGAUGCCAUCAUGAGAGUUCGAACAAGUACCGGCUUCAGACCAACAGACUUCUUUGGUGGGAUCUUUAUGAAUAAUACUACUGAUGUUGAAAUGGCUGCCGUGGACUGUGACAAAGCUGUGACAGUGGAGUUUAAACACGAUGACAAACUUAGUGAGGACACAGGGGCUUUAAUCCAGUGUGCCCUGUUGUACACGACAAUAAACGGCCAAAGACGUCUGCUUGUACACAACAUUAGUCUGAAUUGCAGUUCCCAGAUGGCGGAUAUCUAUAAGAGCUGCGAGACAGACGCCCUCAUCAAUUUCUUUGCUAAAUCAGCUUACAAAGCAAUACUGCAUCACCCAUUGAAGACAGUGCGGGAUGUGCUGGUCAGUCAGACAGCACACAUACUGGCGUGUUACCGAAAGAACUGUGCCAGCCCGUCAGCCGUCAGUCAGCUUAUCCUCCCAGAUUCAAUGAAGGUGCUCCCCGUCUACAUGAACUGUUUGUUAAAGAAUGACGUGCUGAUCGGAAGCCCAGAGGUUCCCACCGACGAGCGAGCAUUUCAGAGACAGCUGGUCAUGUCAAUGGAUGUAGCCAGUACUCAGCUCUUCUUCUACCCAUUGCUUCUUCCAAUUCAUACGAUGGACACAAAGAGCGAUGCUGCCCCGGCAGCAGUGCGCUGCUCAGAGGAACGGCUGUCUGAAGGAGGAAUGUUCCUGUUAGCCAACGGAAUAUGUAUGUUCUUGUGGCUGGGGGUCAGCUCUCCUCCUGAAUUCAUCCAAGGAAUCUUCAAUGUCCCUUCAUUUGCACACAUCACACCAGAAGCAACAUUACUUCCUGAAGUGGACAGCCCUCAUUCUAAGAAACUGCGCUCAAUUAUUGAAAACAUCCAGAACAAAUGUGAACACUCUAUGAAGCUCGUCAUAGUGAAGCAGAAGGAUAAGGCAGAGAUGCCGUUCCGCCAGCUCCUCGUAGAAGAUAAAAGUCUGUUAGGAGGAGCCUCUUACAUGGAUUUCCUCUGUUGUGUUCACAAGGAAAUACGUCAGCUUCUCAGCUAAAGAAGUGCAGAUUCCUUUGAAGAUGUCCGUAUAUAUAUUUCUAUUUCCGAGUUGUUUCUUCAAGUCUACCCACCCUUUUAGUGCCCCAGCCUGCUUGUUUAUAUCACUGCCUGCCUUUCACAUGACGUUCCUUCAGCUGGUUCUUAAUUUCUUGCUUUAGAAGACCUCAACAUUUUCAGUAGGUAGUCCAUUUGUUGCGUACGGAGCAGGAGUAACUAAAAUGGACGUGGCCUAAUAAAAAUUUCAAUGUUCUUAAAUAUUUUCUGUAAUUUUACUAAGAAAGUUUGGUUACUUUUUUUUAACUGUUCUUUACCUGGUGCUUUCUUUAAUCCACAUACCCUGUGAACCAUAAAUAUGCUGCAUCCCCAUCAUACAGAAAUAUAUGAACCGACUAUGUCUUAACUAUGGCGGGUUGCAUCAGCAUCCAGAAAUGGCUACCGAUUUAAUGAUAAUACACGAGGAUUGAUCAUUGGAUGAGUUCCCUUGACGGUAGUAUUUAUGCGUUGGAUGUAUUUUAGAGACAAAAUAAAACAUAUCCAGGAAUUAAA
Molecule: messenger RNA, 3847 nt
Organism: Spea bombifrons (plains spadefoot toad)
Lineage: Eukaryota; Metazoa; Chordata; Amphibia; Anura; Pelobatidae
Gene: SEC24D
Product: SEC24 homolog D, COPII coat complex component
Exons: 23
Coding region: 198-3299 (1033 amino acids)
Biological process (GO): COPII-coated vesicle cargo loading; endoplasmic reticulum to Golgi vesicle-mediated transport; intracellular protein transport
Cellular component (GO): endoplasmic reticulum exit site; COPII vesicle coat
Molecular function (GO): SNARE binding; zinc ion binding
Source: RefSeq, a predicted model, not a curated record